AUGUUAACAACUAUUAUGAAUCUAUUAUCUGUUCUUAUUGUGUUAGUCCCUGUAUUAUUAGCAGUAGCUUUCAUGACUAUUAUUGAACGAAAAGUAAUGGGAUCUAUGCAACGACGAGUGGGUCCAAACAAAGUAGGUAUUUAUGGUAUUUUACAACCAUUCGCUGAUGCUUUAAAACUAGUAGUUAAAGAAACAGUUGUACCUGCACAUGCUACUGUAAGUUUAUUCUACUUAGCACCUAUUAUCACUUUAAUUUUCAGACUUUUAGGGUGGGCAGUUAUCCCAUUUGGGGCUGGAUUAGUUAUUUCAGAUUUCCCAUUAGGAAUUCUUUAUUCAUUAGCUAUUUCAUCUAUUGGUAUUUAUGGAGUAUUAUUCGCCGGAUGGUCUGCAAACUCUAAAUAUGCUUUCUUAGGAUCAUUACGGUCAACAGCUCAAAUGAUUUCAUAUGAACUGGUACUGAGCUCUGCUAUUUUAACAGUUAUUCUAUUAAGAGGUACAUUCAAUUUAACUAGAAUUAUUGAAAGACAACAAGGUGUAUGGUAUGUAUUACCUUUAUUACCUGUUUUUGUAAUUUAUUUAAUUUCUAUUCUUAGAGAAACAAAUCGAACACCUUUCGAUCUGCCAGAAGCUGAAUCUGAACUAGUUGCAGGUUUCUUCACAGAACAUUCAGGAAUGAUUUUCGUAUUCUUCUUCCUAGGUGAAUAUUGUAGUAUUGUUCUAAUGUCUAGUUUAAGUGCAAUCCUAUUCCUAGGUGGAUAUAAUAUGCCAGAAUUAUUUGUAAAUGAUACAUUAAUUAACUUACAAAGAAUUUUCUUAAGAUUAAAAACUUGUUUAUUUAUGUUCUUCUUCGUAUGGACUCGAGCUACAUUACCACGAUUACGAUAUGACCAAUUAAUGACAUUUAUGUGGUGUAGUUUAUUACCUAUGGCUAUUGCAUUAGUGGCAAUUGUACCGUCAAUUUUAAUUGCAUUUGAUGUACCAAGAAUUGCUUAA
This is a messenger RNA of Trichosporon asahii var. asahii CBS 2479, 993 nucleotides long. Lineage: Eukaryota; Fungi; Basidiomycota; Tremellomycetes; Trichosporonales; Trichosporonaceae. The record is from the annotation of a RefSeq genome assembly.